GUGCGUUACUGUACAGCAAAAUCAGCGCAAGCCAUUUAGUGAUAGCGGUGCGCCGUGAACAGGACCUCUUUUGAGAGCGAUCGUCGAGCAGCUGGCAGUUUGAAACCAGCCAACAGUUUGUGGGUUUUUGGUUUGGUUUUAAAAGAUAAUCUUUGUGGAAAAGUGUGAUCGUGAUCGUGACUAAGGAGAGAUAGCAAAGGUUCUAUUCUGUUUGGAUGAUAGUAAAAGUGUUCUUUCCGAAAGGUGUGCUUUUAAGCGUGUGUUCAGACAGACUGUGAUUAGCUACGCGGUGUGAGAUGUUGGGCGGUGUGUUGUUGUGAAAUGGUUGGUCACAUAUUUCGUGUCAGUUGAUAAGAGAGCUCCGUCGCGUCCGGCAAACAAGAGAGAAAAGUGAACAGGAAAAGUGAACAAGAUCUUCUCGCGGCUCGUGCAAAUGAACCGGUGUACAGCAAAAAUGUCACCCAUUUGGUUGGUCUUGUUUAUCCUUACGACUCCGAAUCUACUAGCGGAUGGCCACGAUGACACUUUCUUUCAAACGCUUUUCGAUGAAACCAGCGUCCUGUUCAACAAUGGUACACCCCGCAUACCGGACACGAAGGUUUUCCGGAAGGAGUACGAUUUCAUCAUCAUCGGUGCCGGUUCGGGUGGAUCCGUGAUGGCUAACCGAUUGUCGGAAGUACGGGACUGGAACGUGCUGUUGCUGGAGGCGGGCAAGGAAGGUAACAUGCUGACCGAGGUACCGCUGACGGCUGGCCUGACCACCAUUACAGGUUACAACUGGGGCUACAAGGCUGACCCGAUGAAGGGUGCCUGUUUGGGGCUGAAGGGAGGCGUCUGCAAUUGGCCUAAAGGGCGCGGUCUCGGCGGCACCAGUCUCAUCAACUUCCUCAUCUACACACGCGGUCACCGAAGCGAUUACGACGGUUGGGAGCAGGCAGGCAACCCUGGCUGGGGCUAUCGUGAGGUGCUGCAGUACUUCAAGAAGUCGGAACGUGUGCAGAUUCCCGAACUGCAACACUCCCCGUACCGUUCUACAGCGGGACUGGUCGACGUGGAAGAGUCUCAAUUUGAGACACCCCUGUUGAAGCGGUUCAUUGAGGCGGGGCGUGACCUCGGGUACAUGGAGACAGAUCCAAACGGGGAAAUUCAACUCGGUUUCGGUAAAGCCCAAGCGACCAUGCGCAGAGGACGUCGAUGCAGUGCGUCCAAGGCUUACCUCGUACCAGCCUCAAGACGUCCCAACCUGGACAUAUCAAUGUACUCCCGCGUCACCAAAGUGCUGAUUGAUCCGGUAACGAAGCAAGCGUACGGUGUGGAGUUCAUCAAGCGUCGACGGCGGUAUGUGAUAAGGGCGCGUAAGGAAGUGAUCCUGGCGGCGGGUGCUAUAGCCUCGCCGCAGCUGUUGAUGCUGUCCGGUGUCGGCCCCAGGGAGCACCUGAAGGAGAUGGGCAUUCCCGUGGUGCAGGAUCUACCGGUAGGAUAUAACAUGCAGGACCAUUUGAAUCUGCCAGGGUUGGUGUUUCCGGUGAACCAACCGGUGACGGUGCGGGAACGAGACAUGCGUUCGCCGCGCCCCAUUAUCGACUAUCUGGUACAUGGCCGGGGUCCAUUCACCUCUCCGGGCGGUGCGGAGGGUGUCGCUUUCGUAAAGACUAACAUUAGCUUCACGCCCUCUGAUUAUCCGGACAUUGAGCUGGUCAUGGGCACAGGUGCUUACAACAACGAUGAGUCGGGUACGCUGCGGGCAACGAUCGGCUUUACGGACCAGUUCUACCACAGCACCUACGGCUCGAUCCUCGGCAAGCACGCGUUUUCGGUCUCACCGGUUCUGAUGCGGCCGAAGAGUCGCGGUCGAAUCUCGCUCAAAAGCACCAACCCGUUUCAUUGGCCCCGCAUGGAGGGUAACUUCUUUGCGGACUAUGACGAUCUUCUCGUGCUGCGGGAAGGCGUCAAGCUGACGGUCGAUCUGAUCGAAUCUCGCAGCUUCCGUGACGUUGGGGCACGGUUGCACAGUACACCGUUUUACGGCUGUGAGCAGCAUCGCUUCCGAAGCGAUGAGUAUUGGGAGUGUGCCAUCAGACGUAUCGGUAGUACGUUGCAGCAUCAGUGCGGUACGUGCAAGAUGGGACCUGUGACCGAUCCGGAAGCGGUCGUCAAUCCACAGCUGCAGGUGUACGGCAUCCAGGGGCUGCGUGUCGUCGACGCAUCGAUCAUACCAACCAUACCGGCAUCGCACACCAACGCAGUGGUGUUUAUGAUCGGCGAGAAGGCGGCCGACAUGGUGAAAGACUUUUGGGCCAACGAAAUACGCUAACCAUCGCUGGUGUCGGCGAGACCUUUUCUCACUCUCUAGUCAACUUUGAUCACCGUUUUGCCCGGUGAUCGUAGCACAGUCCCGGCGAAGGUGUCGGAGCACACGCACGCACGUCUCGCGAGUUGCUUGCGUGCACAAAUCUUCCCUCGUUUCUGCCCUGCCCAUCUUCUCUUCCCAUGAAAGAGUUGCCAACCGAGCGUUCGGUGUAGAAUUAAGCGAAAUAAAGAGACUGCUCUACUGUAAACAAACGGUAAUAAACGGUUUCCACGCCGGGCGCGUUUAUUUGCGUAA
This is a messenger RNA of Anopheles arabiensis, 2605 nucleotides long. Its product is annotated as glucose dehydrogenase [FAD, quinone]. Lineage: Eukaryota; Metazoa; Arthropoda; Insecta; Diptera; Culicidae. Gene Ontology annotation, molecular function: flavin adenine dinucleotide binding; oxidoreductase activity, acting on CH-OH group of donors. The transcript is spliced from 5 exons. The record is from RefSeq and is a predicted model, not a curated record. The coding region runs from base 434 to 2314 and encodes 626 amino acids.